GGUCACAAAUAAGUUAUUAGACAUGCCGUGUUUAAGGAUUCUUACUAAUGUUCCUAAUAGUAAAAUCCCUAAGGAUUUUGUGAAUAGAAUUAUUCCUGUGUUGGCGAAGGCUGUUAGGAAAGACGUUGAGAAGUUCUCAUGCGUGAUAUCAGGGGACUGCCAGGUGUCCUUCGCUGGGGACUCGUCCCAACCAGGGGCCGUCUCCACUCUCGAGUCCAUAGGACACGUCGCGCCGGAAGACAAUCGAGUGAUCGGGCGGGACCUGUCCGCGUUUGUACAGAAGGAGCUGGGAAUACACCCUGACAGGUUUUUCAUAAGUAUUUACGAUAUUAAAGGCACCAAUAUUGUAAAAGGCGGUGACACGCUACAACAAUAA
This is a messenger RNA of Cydia amplana, 376 nucleotides long. RefSeq names its product MIF-like protein mif-2. The transcript is spliced from 3 exons. Lineage: Eukaryota; Metazoa; Arthropoda; Insecta; Lepidoptera; Tortricidae. The record is from RefSeq and is a predicted model, not a curated record. Gene Ontology annotation, molecular function: cytokine activity; phenylpyruvate tautomerase activity. Bases 23 to 376 code for a protein of 117 amino acids.